Molecule: messenger RNA, 1094 nt
Organism: Rhopalosiphum padi (bird cherry-oat aphid)
Lineage: Eukaryota; Metazoa; Arthropoda; Insecta; Hemiptera; Aphididae
Exons: 3
Coding region: 146-688 (180 amino acids)
Source: RefSeq, a predicted model, not a curated record
GCAGUAUAAAAUACGCCUAACAAACCAUCAUUACGUUUCUGGGUUCAUUGUUUAAUUUGACGUCAAUCUAUUUGUUUGAUUUAUGCAUUAUUAAGAAAAAUUUUAUUUUUUACAUUAAUACCCAUCAUUAAUUUGACUUAGGAAAAUGAAGAAAUUUUCAGUUGUUUCAAUUGCAUUGUUCGUAAUCUUUACUAUAUCAGGUUUGAAUUCCACUUGUACUGGCGAUUUUGAAAGAUGUUUAAAUCAUACUGACUGCUGCUCUGGAAAAUGCCUAAUGACAGGCUAUAUACACAAUAGAAUUUGUCUGGAAACUUCAAGUAUAGAUCAAACAAAAAUUCAAAAAGGUAAAUGUUCAUACUAUAAACCGGAAGACGAAAAACUUGAUCGACAUAUGUCUCAAUCAUUCGGAUUAUUUGCCUCGCAUCCUUUAUUACCAACCAACUCAAUGGUCGAAGUGAAGCAUAACGACAAAGUUAUAACUGUAAGAAUAACCCAUCAAUAUGUAGAAAAUAAAAAUAAUUCGAUUUUGGAAUUAUCAAGAGAUGCAGCAAAGGAGUUAGGCAUUGAAACAGAAGGAUUGUUUGAUUGUAACUUGCAAUUAGUGACUUCAGAAGUCGACUAUUAUCCUCUUCUAAAACCUAUUGGAAUUAUUAUAUUUUAUGUGACAGCAAUGUUUCUAAUAGUAUGAAAAAAUAAACACAUUGAUAAAUAAUAAAUAAAUUAUUAAUUUAUUAUUUUAACAAUUAUUAUUAUUGUAAUACAUUAUUAUACUUUAGUUAAAAUAAUUUUUUGUUUUAAUUUUGCCAUUAAUUGUAAACACUAGACAUUAUACAUAAUCGUUCAACAUUCAAUAUUCAAGCUGGUUUUGUAGGACUCGAAAAUUCGCUCGAAAUGCAUUGUGUUUGAUUUUAAGCGAAUGUUUGCCUUAAAGUUGUACAGCGCUUUAUUUACCUUGCGAACGUUGCGGUUCGCGUCAUGUAAAACCAGCUUUAAAAUCGAUUUGAUAUAAUGUGUUAUUAUUAUGUAAAUAUAUCAACGUACCAAAUUAAAAAGUUGAAAUUAUUUACAAAUAUAUUUUUUGUUAACAUUUUCAA